Nycticebus coucang (slow loris) is the source of this 1579-nucleotide messenger RNA. Its product is annotated as adenylyl cyclase-associated protein 1-like. The record is from RefSeq and is a predicted model, not a curated record. The coding region runs from base 1 to 597 and encodes 198 amino acids. Gene Ontology annotation, cellular component: cytoplasm. Gene Ontology annotation, biological process: regulation of adenylate cyclase activity; cell morphogenesis; cytoskeleton organization. Gene Ontology annotation, molecular function: actin binding; adenylate cyclase binding. The transcript has a single exon. Lineage: Eukaryota; Metazoa; Chordata; Mammalia; Primates; Lorisidae.
AUGAAGACUCACAAGAACCCUGCCUUGAAGGCUCAGAGUGGUCCGGUACGCAGUGGCCCCAAGCCAUUCUCUGCACCCAAACCCCAAACCAGCCCAUCCCCCAAACCAACCACAAAGAAGGAGCCAGCUCUACUUGAACUGGAGGGCAAGAAGUGGAGAGUGGAAAAUCAGGAGAAUGUUUCCAGCCUGGUGAUUGAUGACACAGAGCUGAAACAGGUGGUUUACAUAUACAAAUGUGUCAACACCACAUUGCAAAUCAAGGGCAAAAUUAACUCCAUUACAGUAGAUAACUGUAAGAAACUUGGUCUGGUAUUUGAUGACGUGGUGGGCAUCGUGGAGAUAAUCAAUAGUAGGGAUGUCAAAGUUCAGGUAAUGGGUAAAGUGCCAACCAUUUCCAUCAACAAAACAGAUGGCUGCCAUGCUUACUUGAGCAAGAAUUCCCUGGAUUGUGAGAUAGUCAGUGCCAAAUCGUCUGAGAUGAACGUCCUCAUUCCUACGGAAAGUGGUGACUUUAAUGAGUUUCCAGUCCCUGAGCAGUUCAAGACCCUAUGGAAUGGGCAGAAGUUGGUCACCACAGUGACAGAAAUUGCAGCGUAAGCGAAGUGCCACUGGGUUCUUUGCCCUCUCCCUUCACACCAUGGGAUAAAUCUGUAUCAAGACAGUUCUUUUCUAGAUUUCCUCUACCUUUCUGCUCUUAAACUGCUUCUCUACUCUGAGAAGCACAGCUACCUGCCUUCACUGAAAUAUACCUCAGGCUGAGAUUUGAGGUGGGAUAGCAAGUCAGUUGAUCUUGUGCAGGAAGGUGCAACCUUUCCAUAUCAGUUCAAUCACACCACCAGUCCAUUCUUAAUGAACUGCGGAGCAGGACUGGUGCCUUUCAGCUUUUGGCUUUGUGGGUGUUAUUCUACCAACAGACAGUCCUUUGAGAAGAAUAAAACAGUCCUAGGAAUUAACAGAUCAGAAUGUUCACACUAGUUAAUCUUUUUUCUGACAAUGAGCAUGAGGGCAGUAGAAGCUGGCAUUGAUUCCAGACAGUUCUUCUAACCAAACUAACUUUUCAAUGUUGACAAGUGAAGGCAAGGGUAGAACCAGAUGAAAAGCCGAGGCUUGGCCAUCUGGCGUUCCAAGCGAAUCGUUCCCUAUAAGCAUUCCUUUUAUUCUGCAUUCCAUCCUGGUCUGUUUCAACCAUGAGAUAGGAGGUUCUUUGGUACUAGCUACUGUAGCAGUGCCCUUCAUCCAGGGCUAUUAAAGGUGUCUUGGACUCUUUCUUUCUCUGGGCUCCCUGCCUAGCACCUUCCUACCUUUCCCUAAAGAUGUCUUUAAAGGAAAAACAACACAUCACUCCAAGAUGUCUGGCAUUCCUUCCUCUUUACCUGCUAGGUGCCUGUCAUCCAUCUUCACUGCCUCCUUUUCUCUGUCAUGCUCAACAACUUAACAGCUUCUGUUCAGGCACCUGAACCAGAGGACUAAAACCUCCCCUGCAGACUGGUUUUAGGUCUCAGUUGAUGUAAGAAUCUUACACAGCAUUGCUAAUAUAAAUUUCAGCCCCACCCCCACCCCGGACAAACAAUUACCAAAA